GCACUGACGCAGCACGCCCGAAUCCCUUUUAUAUUUUAUUUGCCCCUGAAACAACCGUCCAACAGUUGAUCUUGCAGUGAAAUAAAAGAUCGGAGGCAAGGAAAAAGAGCAACUUGGGUCGCGGAACUUGUGCACGGAGCGGCACGUGGCCUACUACUCUACUCAUCGUACUGCAACCCGAGCGACGGAGAGGGAGUGUUACUCUUGUUCACGCGGUACUUCCCGAUCGUGUGUUGAUAUAUAGAUAGCAAAUUCCUACUUUCAUUUAAAAAUACCUACCGCACCAGCAAAAGAAUCGUCCGAGGUGGCACCUGGUUUGGAAUUCAUGUCGAAGUACGACAACCAAACAGUGGACCGAAUACUCACUGUUUUGAAUUCAACAUGUCCUAGCAAUUUGACUAGGUACGACAUUUCUAAAGGAUGCUCCCAACAAAUACAAAAAUACCGGAUAAAGAAAGGACCAUUUACAAGUAUAAAACAAUUACUCGAUGUUGAGAAUUUCGACAAGAAGUAUCUGGAAAAACUCCUUUGCUCAAUAGCGGAAGAGCCCAUAGACAAAACCAGAUCAUUGGAUAAGCCACUGAAAAAAGUACUGCAGAAUAUCACUUUGAAUGCUUUAACGAAAGAGAAAAGAUCUAAAAUUAAAACUGUAACAAGUAUUCAUGUAGGCUUGACACAUGUGAGUUGGACAAAAAUGGAUAUCGAUGGUCAUUUGUUGGUAUGGGAUGCUUGUGACUUUCCGGAAUGGCCUAAGCAAAUCAAUACCAAUUUGUUUCACAAUGUGGCAUUAGAAGUCUGGAGCAAACUGCCUGUGUCAGAUGUCUAUGUAGCAGAAGAUGUAACUCCCCUCACGAAUUUUCAAAAUAAAAUUGAUAGCAAAACUAUGCUUAGGAAUAUACAACGCUUUCAGUUGGCUAUGACGUUACAAAUGUUAAUCAGUACAAAAUUCAAUCAGUCCGAUGGAAAUGAGGGACCAAGCUACACGCAGAUUGAUAAUCACUAUUUCAUACGACCAAAUAUACCACCAAAAUUAUUUCAAUUAAUUAUUGGUCGUGAAACUGUGUCAGCAGAUUCCUUAGUACAAACAAUUAUAGACGAUAAUAUUAGCAAAUCCUUAUCACAUAUUCUACCAGUAAUUAUUGAUCCUUUUGAAGCAAGCUUAUACAAUGGGAGCAAUAAAUUUAGAAAAGAAGGAUUAAGUCAGGCUCUACUGACUGCUGUGGCUUUCAUCGACUUGGUUAUCCUGUGUAAUCCUGUUUCGCUCAAAAGUCUCACCUCAAAUCAAUAUUCUACAAAAAUCAAAUAAUGAUUUUGCUCUGCUUAUUAAGUUGACAAUAAAGUUGUUUCCAAAUAACAAAACCCAGUUAUCUCAUUAUUGAAUAGUUGGAUAUUUCUGGAUCUUCGUAAAGGCGAUCAUAACGAAAUUCCUAAUUUAUCAAUAUUCUAAUCAUGUUCAACCAUAUUAAGAUCUCGUAUAUGGCAAGUAAUAAUAGGGGAUUUAUAAUAGGUAUGAUCGAUAUCAAGAUCUGGUGUUCCGAAUUUCUUUAUUAUCAACUUUUUACAACACUAGUUUCUACAGUCUGCGCCAAAUCUAUUUCAGACGUUUUCUUAUUGCAAUCAAGAUAGUUUCAGAAUCAACAACUUACACAUAGGUCCGUGACGAUACAG
Neodiprion fabricii is the source of this 1668-nucleotide messenger RNA. RefSeq lists its product as uncharacterized. Gene Ontology annotation, molecular function: DNA polymerase processivity factor activity. Gene Ontology annotation, cellular component: mitochondrial nucleoid. Bases 326 to 1306 code for a protein of 326 amino acids. The record is from RefSeq and is a predicted model, not a curated record. NCBI's taxonomy places the organism in Eukaryota, Metazoa, Arthropoda, Insecta, Hymenoptera, Diprionidae. The transcript has 6 exons. Gene Ontology annotation, biological process: mitochondrial transcription; transcription elongation by mitochondrial RNA polymerase.